This is a messenger RNA of Manihot esculenta (cassava), 2105 nucleotides long. Its product is annotated as glutamate--glyoxylate aminotransferase 2. Lineage: Eukaryota; Viridiplantae; Streptophyta; Magnoliopsida; Malpighiales; Euphorbiaceae. The transcript is spliced from 14 exons. Gene Ontology annotation, molecular function: pyridoxal phosphate binding; glycine:2-oxoglutarate transaminase activity; L-alanine:glyoxylate transaminase activity. Gene Ontology annotation, biological process: biosynthetic process; photorespiration. The coding region runs from base 408 to 1892 and encodes 494 amino acids. The record is from RefSeq and is a predicted model, not a curated record.
GCUACUGCUUUCGCUAUUGAGAGCGACAUUACUAUGGAAUAAAUCCAUGAAAUCAAGAUGACUCUUCACAAGAAGUCUCCUUAUCAACCAAGAAUUCAAUGGUUUUAAGCCACACCACAAUUCCAGCGUAACAAAGUUUACCCAUUUGUGCCUUAAAAUUUGACAGAAACUCGCAAAUAAUCCGUCUGUCACUUUUCAGUGGAUUUGCUAACCGCCGUUUUGUGCUUGUCCUGCCCAAGACAUUCCUCACAUUUAUUGACCGACACUACAAUUACACCUUCUCCUAACACUUGGCUUAUAAUCACGGGAGUUCCCUGGAAAAACUCGCAGCUUGCUCUUUUAGAGGUAAGGAAUCGAGUUUGCUGGUUUCCCCGUUCUUUCAAUAAGAAGGUAGACUAUUGUACAUCAUGGCACCUAAGGCGUUAGACUAUGAAUCGUUGAAUGAAAAUGUGAAGAAGGUUCAAUAUGCUGUUAGAGGUGAGCUGUAUCUUCGAGCUUCUGAGCUUCAGAAGGAAGGGAAGAAGAUUAUUUUCACAAAUGUCGGCAAUCCUCAUGCCCUAGGACAGAAGCCCCUGACUUUUCCUCGCCAGGUGGUUGCGCUCUGCCAAGCUCCAUUUCUACUGGAUGAUCCCAAUGUAGGACUGUUUUUCCCUGCGGAUGCAAUUGCUAGAGCUAAACAUUACCUUUCAAUGACAUCUGGUGGCCUAGGUGCUUAUAGUGGCGCACGAGGUAUCCCUGGAAUUAGGAAGGAGGUGGCAGAUUUCAUCAGAAGGCGUGAUGGAUAUCCAAGUUGUGAGCUCAAGGGAUAUCGUUAUUCCUGCUCAAUUGACAGUGAUUCAGAACUCAUAUUUCUAACUGAUGGAGCCAGUAAGGGUGUGAUGCAGAUCUUGAAUACGAUAAUUCGUGGGGAAGGUGAUGGGAUCUUGGUUCCAGUUCCACAGUACCCACUUUACUCUGCUACAAUAUCUCUGUUUGGCGGUUCCCUGGUACCAUAUUACCUAGAAGAGACAGCAAAUUGGAGUCUUGAUGUUAAUGACCUUCGGCAUUCGGUUUUUCAAGCUCGCUCUAGAGGACUAACUGUAAGAGCAAUGGUGAUUAUAAACCCUGGCAACCCCACUGGUCAGUGUCUUAGUGAAGCUAAUUUAAGGGAAAUAUUGCACUUCUGUUACCAAGAAAACCUGGUCCUUCUUGGAGAUGAAGUUUAUCAGCAGAACAUAUAUCAGGAUGAGCGGCCCUUUAUCAGUGCUAGAAAGGUUUUGAUGGAUAUGGGGCCACCAAUAAGCAAGGAAAUCCAACUCGUUUCUUUCCACACAGUCUCCAAAGGAUAUUGGGGUGAAUGCGGACAGCGGGGUGGAUACUUUGAGAUGACCAACAUUCCUCCACAGACGGUGGAUGAGAUUUAUAAGGUUGCAUCCAUAUCACUCAGUCCUGUGCCUGCCCAGAUAUUUAUGGGGUUGAUGGUCAACCCGCCUAAACCUGGAGAUAUUUCAUAUGAGCAUUAUAUUAGGGAGAGCAAAGGAAUCCUUGAAUCACUGAGGAGAAGGGCAAGGAUUAUGACAGAUGGAUUCAACAGCUGCAGAAUUGUAGUGUGCAAUUUCACAGAAGGUGCCAUGUAUUCAUUCCCUCAAAUUCGGUUGCCACCUAAAGCAAUAGAUUCUUCAAAAAAGGCUGGAAAAGUUCCUGAUGUUUUCUACUGCCUCAAGCUUUUGGAAGCCACAGGAAUCUCCACAGUUCCGGGUUCAGGAUUUGGACAAAAAGAAGGGGUUUUUCACUUAAGAACUACCAUUUUACCGGCGGAGGAAGAUAUGCCGGUGAUCAUGGCCAGUUUCAAGAAGUUCAAUGAUGAGUUCAUGGAGGAAUAUGAUGAACAUAGGGGUUAUUCAAGAAUCUAAGAAAUGUUUCAAAUUCCAGCAAAUUGUAUCAUAUUUUUCAGCUACUUCACAUCAUUUGAUAAAUCUCCUUGAAUUACCUCUAUCUGGCCAUAAACAUAAGUUCAGUUACAGAUUUCAUUCUGCUGCUAACAUCAUCCCUCAGAUUGUGGAGCAUAUAUUGUGUUGUAACAAUAAUUGAAGUUGAAGGAAAUUUUUGGGGAUGAUUAAUAAUUA